This is a messenger RNA of Adineta ricciae, 1497 nucleotides long. The record is from the annotation of a GenBank genome assembly. Lineage: Eukaryota; Metazoa; Rotifera; Eurotatoria; Adinetida; Adinetidae.
AUGAAGAAUAGUCUGUCAUUGUAUGUUUAUCUUGGGAUGUUUUAUAUGUUCACGUCGGUUUCUACAACACCUUUCCCAGCGAAACAACUGAGACCUGCGAUACCAGUAUCAACUGAAUACAAACGUUUGGCAACACAUUGUUUCAUCGAUGAUUAUACAACGUGGUCAGAAAAAUAUCAAUUUUUGUUGUUUAUGCUUCGCAUGGCUGAUGUAUUGAAUAUGGCUGAUCAAGAUAGAGAGUCGUUAUCGAAACAAUGGGACCAAAUGCGUCUUCAACAGCAAUGUUUACGCUUUAUCGAACGGUUACCGGUCUCCGUUGGUCCUGGACCAUCGACGGCAGGUGCCAUGGAAUGGAUUACAACUCUCAUAUCAGAAAUCUAUACAUACCUUGAAUAUCGUGAUGAUACGGGCAUUGAUCGUCUCAAUCGUUUAUACACAGUUGCAAUUCUAUCGGCAUUCGUAACACUAAUCACAACUCAACAAUACGUUGUCGGCGAUCCAAUUCUCUGUUGGAUGCCAAAAGAUGUUCCCGAGUCCAAUUCGAAGUUUGCGCAUGACACUUGCUGGCUAGGCCAUACGAAUUAUUAUGUACCACAGAAUGCGACUACUUUAGAACAUCCAACGAUUCCACGAACUUCCCCGUUUACUAUCUAUCCAUGGUUACCAGUCGCUCUUAUUGGCAUGACAGUGAGUUUUAUUCUACCGUAUCUAUUAAUUUGGCACGGAUUUUCAAGCCGAACAGGCAUCAAUAUAAAACGCUUGAUGAAAAUCGAUAAACAACACGAGUUAAAACAAACUAUUAAUUACAUUCUGAAGAGGAAAUAUUCCUACGACUGUUUGGGUGGAAAUUACGUGAUGUGUGUAUAUUUACUAAUGAAAAUCCUAUAUAUCUUCAUUUUAAUCGGUCAACUCUUUUUUGUUAAUAAACUAAUCACAGGAUUUUACUUUCAGUUCGAUCCCAAAUAUCUAUUAGAAAUUUUAUCAGUUAAACACGAUAUGUGGACAUCGGCCCACUUUCCAAUCGAAACGAUGUGUGAUUUCAUGGUUCGAAUGUUAGGUGAUAUUAACAAUUGGUAUACGAUCCAAUGUAUUUUACCGUUUAAUCUAUUUACAAAACGAAUCUUUGUUUUAUUAUUAAUCUGGUUUAGUGUGCUAUUAAUGUUAAACUUAAUUGAUUUUAUAUUUGUCUGGUUAUACCAACGAGUUUAUUCGAGUGAUUAUCGUUACGAAUAUAUCUUUCGGCUUGUUCAUAUCUAUAAAUCAUGUUUAUAUAAAGACGACAUAGAGAACGAAAUCAUGUUGACAAACGACUGUGAAAUUCAUCGCCGUGAGUUCGUUCAUGGAUAUUUGAAAUUAGAUGGUUAUUUAUUAUUAAAGUUUCUACAUGGAAUUUCCACCGAUAUGGACAUGAGUCAUCUCGUUGUGUAUCUCUACGCACAAUUCAUUCGAAUGAAACAUGACGCGUCGAAGAAAUACGAGAGGAAAACUAUUGUUUAG